Messenger RNA from Ilex paraguariensis (yerba mate), 1374 nucleotides. Lineage: Eukaryota; Viridiplantae; Streptophyta; Magnoliopsida; Aquifoliales; Aquifoliaceae. The record is from the annotation of a GenBank genome assembly.
AUGAGGCGGCACAUGACCUCCAUAGCUGAGUCAAAACCAACCUCUAUUAACCAUGACAUAGUUCACAGGGUCAUUCCACACUACUACAACUGGUCAACGUCCUAUGGCAAGACGUUCCUGUAUUGGUUCGGGUCCAAGCCAAGGCUGGCUGUAGCCGAACCGGACAUGAUCAGAGAGGUUUUGCUGAAUACCAGUGGUUCGUUUGCUAAGGUUGAGUUUAGCCCUCUGACUAAGCUUUUGUUUGGAGAGGGACUUCUUUGGCUGAACGGUGAGAAGUGGGCUGUUCACAGAAGGAUCACUAGCCAGGCCUUUAACAUGGAGAGGGUUAAGGGUUGGGUGCCAGAAAUGGUGACUAGCACCAUGAAAAUGUUAGAGAAAUGGGAGGAAGAAAGAGGAGGAAGAGAGGAAUGGGAGGUGGACGUCCACAAAGAACUUCACAACCUCUCGGCGGACAUGAUAUCUCGGACUGCUUUUGGGAGCAGUUUUGAGGAGGGAAAACGCAUUUUUAAAUUGCAAGAACAACAAGCCAGCCUGGUCAUGGACGCCCUACGAACUGUCUACAUUCCUGGAUUCAGGUUUUUGCCUACUAAGAAGAAUAGAAUGAGGUGGAGAAUCGAGAGAGAAACUCGAGAUUCAAUUCGGAUGCUAAUUGAGAGUAGCAGCAAAACAGGAAGCAAUUCAGAAGAAAAUUCAAAGAGACUUAUUACGUUGUUAAUGUCUGCCCAUAAGAAUCAUCAGGAUGGGGAAGAAGAAAGACUGAGUGUGGAUGAAAUCAUAGACGAAUGCAAGACAUUCUACUUUGCAGGAAAGGAAACAACUGGUGUUCUUUUGACUUGGGCUUUUCUGCUUCUGGCAUUGCAUCAAGAAUGGCAGACCAAAGCAAGGGAAGAAGUGGUUCGAAUCUGCAAAGACAAAGAACUUCCCACUGCUCACAAUUUGGCUGACUUCAAGAUUCUAAACAUGAUUGUCAAUGAAACACUUCGACUCUACCCUCCACCCGUUAUAGCGAUGUGGCAAGCCUGCAAAAAUGUGACGCUCGGCGGCCUCGACCUUCCGGCCGACACGCAACUAUUUCUGGCCAUGAUCGCUGUCCACCACGACAAGAAGGCGUGGGGAGAAGAUGCAAAUGAGUUCAAUCCCACAAGAUUUGCUGAGUCUCGGAAGCAUUUGGCCUCGUUUUUUCCAUUCGGGUUAGGCUCCAGAAACUGUGUGGGUCAAAAUUUGGCCAUGGUGGAGGCGAAAAUCGUCUUGGCAGUAAUCAUCAAGCGUUAUUAUUUCGAAGUAUCACCAUCGUAUGUUCAUGCUCCAAUGCAGUCCAUGGGUUUGCAGCCCCAGUAUGGUGCACAAGUAAUCUUCAGGAGGAUUUUAGAUUGA